Molecule: messenger RNA, 11547 nt
Organism: Oryctolagus cuniculus (rabbit)
Lineage: Eukaryota; Metazoa; Chordata; Mammalia; Lagomorpha; Leporidae
Gene: SMAD2
Product: SMAD family member 2
Biological process (GO): anatomical structure morphogenesis; activin receptor signaling pathway; cell differentiation
Cellular component (GO): heteromeric SMAD protein complex
Molecular function (GO): I-SMAD binding; RNA polymerase II cis-regulatory region sequence-specific DNA binding; DNA-binding transcription factor activity, RNA polymerase II-specific
Source: RefSeq, a predicted model, not a curated record
CGAACGCGCGCAGGCUGCGGCUCGGCCCGGCAAAGUUGCUCCCGGAGCCGGCCUGCUCGGCGCCCUCGCCUUCCGCGGGCUGCAGACUGGCCGCACGCAGUCGCAGCUCGGAUCCCUGCCUUCUCUGGCGGGACCUGCCCGUGGGUCAGGCGCUUGUCUGUCUGUCUCGUUACUUACAAACCCUUGUUUGAUCCAAGACGCGAGAAAAACGUGAUCUAGGUUGCUUUUGGUGUUUUCCUUUGGACCCUUGAAAAGCUAAAUACCGCCCGCUCGUCGCCUACCAAACCUUUGUUUUUUUUUGAAAAGCCUGCAGGUGGGACGGAUUGGGAAGUUGUGCUUCUAACAGGCAUUCUUGUUUGCUACGGUGUGGAAUAUCGACUUGGUAUUCCAAACUUGUGUAAAAUGCCAUUUGUAAAGUUAUUGUUAGUAGACGGUCAGGUAAACUGCUUUGGAGUAAUUCUGUCUUUUCAGAAGUUCCUGACAUGAAUUAAGGUUGAAAAAAAAUUUUUUUUUGUUAUUUUCUUCUAAUUUCACAUAAGUUGAACCUGUACCACUGAUAAGGAUGCGUUCCUUGGGUCUGAUGGAGUAAAUUUGCUGUUACUGUACAGAAAGUACACAGGCUGUUCUACUUUCGACCUCAGUUUUAAAAGUUCUCGUCUGGUGGAGAGCUGUUAGUCAGAUAGUUAAAUGAGGUUUGAACUGCUUGGUACACGGAUUAGUGAGGCAAAUGUAUCAGUGAUGGAAGGAAUGUAAAACGUGUUUCAUCAGUGUAUCGUGGUGAGGGUUUUUUCAUUUGCCUUAAAACCCCUACCUAGGGUAUUUUGAGAAUUCCCUUCCCUAGAAAGUCAUGUGGCAGACGUUUGUAUUAAAUUCUGAAACACAGCGGUUUUGUUUUUAAGAUUUCUUAGUUUUCACAUAAACGUAGCUGUGUUGGUAAAUAUAAACAGUUGAUGUGUUUGAACAUUGCUAAAGCAAGUGCCCGCUUACCCUCUCGCAGUUGAAAUCCGCAUUUCAUUGCGUUUAAGUGUUGGCUGUGUUUAAUGUAACGAGCUUGGAAAGUCCGUUUCUGGGGGUGUUUUAGUAAGAAACUGCUCUUCGGAAGAGCGUGCUUUUUCUACGUUCACCUUCCAGUGUGGUUUUGAAUUUUAGGUGUUCAACAAAAAAUUGGGUUUUUCAAGGUUGUAACCUACCAGUGCUUAGUCAUAAGAGGUUAAUUUUCUACACAAUCGGUAAUGAAAUAAUAGUCUUGUAAGAAAUUGUGCAGGGUGAUUUCCUGUUUGUGGUUUGUCAGCCUUGGUAUGUGUUUUAACUCCUAGGUGGGAAUAUUGGGGCUGGAUUUUUGUAUUUCAGCACAAGUUGUGUUUAAUAGGAAGAGGUGGUUUCUACUUCAAGAUGUCAAGAGGCCCCCUUGCAUUUUUAUAUUGCUAGCUACAGGAGGCUCUUUUCGCAGUGUGGUCCGCCUCUUGUGAGAGCAUGUCGUCCAUCUUGCCGUUCACUCCGCCAGUGGUGAAGAGACUGCUGGGGUGGAAGAAGUCGGCCGGUGGCUCUGGAGGAGCGGGAGGAGGGGAGCAGAAUGGCCAGGAAGAGAAGUGGUGUGAGAAGGCCGUGAAGAGUCUGGUGAAGAAGCUGAAGAAAACGGGACGACUAGAUGAGCUUGAGAAAGCCAUCACCACUCAGAAUUGUAAUACUAAAUGUGUCACCAUACCAAGCACUUGCUCUGAAAUUUGGGGACUGAGUACACCAAAUACGAUAGAUCAGUGGGAUACAACAGGCCUUUACAGCUUCUCUGAACAAACCAGGUCUCUUGACGGUCGUCUUCAGGUGUCCCAUCGGAAAGGACUGCCGCAUGUUAUAUAUUGCCGGUUGUGGCGCUGGCCUGACCUUCACAGCCAUCAUGAACUCAAGGCAAUUGAAAACUGCGAAUAUGCUUUCAAUCUUAAAAAGGAUGAAGUAUGUGUAAACCCUUACCACUACCAGAGAGUUGAGACACCAGUUCUGCCUCCAGUAUUAGUGCCCCGGCACACGGAGAUCUUAACUGAACUUCCACCUCUGGAUGACUAUACCCACUCCAUUCCAGAAAACACUAACUUUCCCGCAGGAAUUGAGCCACAGAGUAAUUACAUCCCAGAAACACCACCUCCUGGAUAUAUCAGUGAAGAUGGAGAAACAAGUGAUCAACAGUUGAACCAAAGUAUGGACACAGGCUCUCCAGCAGAACUGUCUCCUACUACUCUUUCCCCUGUUAAUCACAGCUUGGAUUUGCAGCCAGUUACUUAUUCAGAACCGGCCUUUUGGUGUUCAAUAGCAUAUUAUGAAUUGAACCAGAGGGUUGGAGAGACCUUCCAUGCCUCACAGCCUUCCCUCACAGUAGAUGGCUUUACAGAUCCAUCAAACUCAGAGAGGUUCUGCUUAGGGUUACUGUCCAAUGUGAACCGAAACGCCACAGUAGAAAUGACAAGAAGACAUAUAGGAAGAGGAGUGCGCUUAUAUUACAUAGGUGGGGAAGUUUUUGCUGAGUGCCUAAGUGAUAGUGCAAUCUUUGUGCAGAGCCCCAAUUGUAAUCAGAGAUACGGCUGGCACCCUGCAACAGUGUGUAAAAUUCCACCAGGCUGUAAUCUCAAGAUCUUCAACAACCAGGAAUUUGCUGCUCUUCUGGCUCAGUCUGUUAAUCAGGGGUUUGAAGCCGUCUAUCAGCUAACUAGAAUGUGCACCAUAAGAAUGAGUUUUGUGAAAGGCUGGGGAGCAGAAUACCGAAGGCAGACAGUCACAAGUACUCCUUGCUGGAUUGAACUUCAUCUGAAUGGACCUCUACAGUGGUUGGACAAAGUAUUAACUCAGAUGGGAUCCCCGUCAGUGCGCUGCUCAAGCAUGUCGUAAAGCUUCAGCACCAGCCAAGUCCAUCGACAGACUCCGUGUAACAGCUCUUCUAUCAUAGUAUUCGUGUAUGGUCCCCGUGGACUGUUUACUGUCCAGAAAUUCAAGAGAGAAAACAGCACUUGAGGUCUCAUCAAUUAAAGCACCUUGUGGAAUCUGUUUCCUAUAUUUGAAUAUUAGAUGGGAAAAUUAGUGUCUAGAAAUACCCUCCCAUAAAGGAGGAAGAGAAGAUUUUAAAGACUUAAUGCUGUCUUGUUGGGCAUAAAACUGCGUGUCCCAAAGGUUUAUUAAUAACAGUAGUAGUAAUGUGUACAGGUAAUGUAUCAUGAUCCAGUAUCACAGUAUUGUGCUGUUUAUACACAUUUUUAAUUUGCAUAAAUGAGGUGUGUGUGUGCUGCUUCUUGAUCUAGGCAAGCCUUUAUAAAGUUACAGUACCUAAUCUGUUAUUCCCAUUUCUCCGUUAUUUUUGUGUGUCUUUUUUAAUAUAUAAUAUAUAUCAAGAUUUUCAAAUUAUCAUUUAGAAGCAGAUUUUCCUUGUAGAAAAACUAAUUUUUCUGCCUUUUACCAAAAAUAAACUCUUGGGGGAAGAAAAGUGGAUUAAUUUUUGAAAUCCUUGACCUUAAUGUGUUCAGUGGGCUUAAAUACUCAUUCUUUUUGUGUUUGUUUACUGCUAAGUUUCAUUAUAAGGAAACCAUACUGAAAAUCUUUCCAAGCCUCUUAUCUCCAUUACCACUUUGUUCUUAUACCAAAACAGUGUAGCAUGACAUCAUUGCCAGUAGUACUGCACUGACAGAGCCAGCACCAGUUGAUUCUGGAGUACAGUGUAAGUGUCUAUGGAUGAAGUCCCGUUGCCUUACAACCUAACUGCACCAGAUAAUAAUUGACUUGUAUAACUUAGUAGUUUAUGGAUUUUUCCCUUCAUUUCAUUAAAAAAAUGCACAAGUAGCAGUAUAAUUAUUUUCAGGGAUAUGCUAGAAUUACUUCAUCAGAUUUAUCCUAAUUUUUAAAAAAUUCUGAUCAUAAGUAUAAAUAGCCUUUUUGAAAAGGUGUUUUAAAGUAAUCCAACACAGGCCUUCUGCCCUUUUGAGUAGUUUCAUUGGAUUUAGUUUACCAGAUUGUAUUGUGAAAUGGACCUUUUGUAAAUGUAAUUGCUUCUGUGAAAUGCCUAGGAAAGCAAUGCUGAGGCGUGGUUAGCAGAUAAGGACCAACAAGUAUGUUGUGUUCAGUUUAUAAAUCAAAUGUUAUUUUAUAUGUUAGGAAUGCAGAAUUUUAGACGGUGAGGGAGAAUCUGUUUAACAAGAUUUUCAGCUUAAAAUUAGGUGCAGUCUGAGCUGUUGCUCUGGGUAUGUGGUUGGCCAUCUUCCGUGUCUGCCGGGAGAGGAGCGUGCAGAGGUGGCAACGGCCCCUUCUGCAGCCACCUGGUGACUCACUGCCGUGCAAACAUUUCUCUCGUCUUGGAAGAAAUGGAAGAUAGCCAGUCCUGAGCCCCUUUUCAUAAAUUUCCGUAGUUUCGAAGAUAUCUUUGGCACUUAUUCUUUGAAACCAUAUUCACCUUUAUCUGUGUACAGGCAUCGUUUUUGAUACCUUCAGCAUUUGGUGGUUUUCUGUUGGAUACUCUCCCAUUUUCCUAUCCUUAUGUAUGUAUAUGUUCAUGUACAUUUGGAUUAGGAAUGUUUUAUUCGUUCAACAAGUAUUUAUUGUUCACCUGUUAUAUGCCAGGAGCUUUCUUAGGUUUGGGGUGAGGGUGAACAAGACAGGUAGUGGUCCCGGCCUUUCUCGAUAGCAGUUACUCAAACCCUUACUCAGCCUGUGAAGGAGGUGAGCAGAUUGCUGUGCUGGAGACUAACGGAUGGGUUGCUUCCGUGGGCCGUCUGGGGAGACCUCUGGAAGGAAGUGAUGCUUGACCAGCCCCUGACUUGGAGGGCACGAGAUGAGCCAGGGGAAUACGCAUUGCUGCUGACGAGAGCAGCGUGCCUCUCGGAGGCUGGUUCUUGGGCACCGAUGCUCUGUGCAGAAUGAGCUGCGCUAAUCCAGACCUGAAGACCGGCACAGUUUGUAUGACAUUGAAGGGGCCUUAUGUUGUGGUAGACUGCUUGGUGUCAUUCUCACUAACAUCUCUUCUCCCUGAAACUCUGAUGUGCACAUUUCUCAUGUGCGCCAGGUCAGUACCACUUCCUUGCACGUGUCCCCCCAUUCUGCUGCUUGCUUCUAGACUUCCUGCUCCCUGCUGCCCAUCUUGUGAUUAGUCAGUGUCCCAGGGGUCAUCACUGUCGAGCCCGCUGGAGAUAACCAGUGGAGCCCUCUGCCCCUCUUUGAAAGCCUUUAUUUACUUGAGAACUUUUAGUGAUGGGGGACAGAGUUGGGGUCAGAGAACAACUUUGGAAGUGGUAGAAGGUUCUGGCAGUUACUCUGAUAGACAUGUUAAUUGAAGCAGUGGCCCCCUCUGGCAUUUCCGUAGCGGAGAACGUCUCCAUAACUCUGGGGGGUUUUCUGUGCAGUAGGAAACCGACACUUGACUCUUCGGAAGCGCCUGUUGUAUUGAGCCGAUAUACCUACAUGUUAAGUGCCUGACUUCAUCAUGGGGAUUACAUUUUUGUGAAUCUGUUUCACUAUCUUACUUGCUUUUCAAAUGGGAUUCUCUUUUGCUUUAUAUUUUUGCCUACUGUUGCCUAAAACUCUGGUAGAUUUAUUUUUCCUUUUCAGGGGUGAUUUUUAUUCUAGGUGAUAAGAGUCCCCUCUCUUGAAUUGUAAUCAUUGUUUAAAUUAGCAACAGUAUUCACAAUUUAUCCUUCAUUGUACUAACAGUGUAUUUUCAUGACUGACAACAAAGCAGCCAGGCUGCUACCACAGUUCUAGGAUGAGCGCUAGUCUUCCCGGGGGGUUUCGAGACAGCUGUGGGGCUGGCUGAGGGGGCUAGAGCCUGGGGGAGUUCCCUAGUGACUUUGGUUUAACCUGUAGCAGCUUGGGUUUUAUACACAGGAUUUUUUUGGGGAGGGCAAAAAUGUCAUUGCUUAAAAGGAAAAGUUAGAAUAGUCUUUGUAAGCGCAGGUUGAGCUUAGAGAAUCUGAAUUUGGGCCACCCUUUUGGUACUGCUGGCUGUGAUGUGUUCACCCGCUUCAGAGCAGUCUAGACUGUUUGAACCACAUCAUCCUCCUGAUUACACGUGGUGCUUUCAUUCGGCUGCUAGACGUGUGCUGGUGCCUGUCUCGUCGGAGGCAGACACUGCGAUAGAUGUGGAGUAGUAGAAGGUAACGCCGCCGUGGUCCUGGCUCGCAGAUCAGGACCUGUCACCUUGCCAGGGGCAAAUCGGCCUGGUUUUUCUCGCUGACUGAAUAUUCUUCCUCUGCAGUCCCUCCUGUAUUCCGAGUCUGUAUUUACAGGUAGUGUACCAUCUCUAUAUUUUCUGCCUUCAGCCACAUCCAGUGGUGUCUGGUCUGCAUUAUACAUCAUCAUGUUUUCCUCCUUUGUUAAAAUUAUUUUAGUGUUGCUUUAUUUGUGCCUUUUUUGUCAGUUUCACCAAGACUAAGACUUUGAUGGUGACAAACAAUCAGUCUGGUCUCUUCUAGGUGGAUAAAUUAAAAGAGAAUAUAUACCCAGUUAGUUUCUCUGCCUCUUCCAAAAGCUUUUCACGUGUAUCUUUGAGAUAUCUUUAUUUUAAUUACUGAUACUUAGAGCACUGGUUCAGUAUUGGGUAUUCUUGGUCUCAGGGUUGAUGAGUUGGUGGUGGGAUACACAGUAACACGGGACAAUCUUAAGAUCAGUCUUUGCGUACAAUCUUUGCUUCGAGAUUCCCAGUUUACCGUCACAUUCCAGCCCCACCCCAGUAAGUGUCCUUUAAGAAUAACUGAGCAAUCUGUGGACAUGAACAAUGAAAGACUUUCCUCCUUCCCGUGUCUACAGCAUUGAUGCUUGAAUUAUUGCCUGCUUACUUUUCUCCGUAUGUUUUAGUAACUCCUUAAUAUUCAGCAACUGAGUUUUAUUCUUCCUUCCUUUCUCCUGAUAACAAAUAUCCAAGGACCGGCGCCGUGGCUCACUUGGUUAAUUCUCCACUUGCGGCACCGGCAUCCCAUAUGGGUGCCAGUUCUAGUCCCGGUUAGUCCUCUUCCAGUCCAGCUCUCUGCUGUGGCACAGGAAGGCAGUGGAGGAUGGCCCAAGUCCUUGGGCCCCUGCACACGCAUAGGAGACCAGGAUGAAGCACCUGGCUCCUGGCUUCGGAUUGGCGUAGCUCCAGCCAUAGUGGCCAUUUCUGGGGUGAGGCAACGGAAGGAAGACCUUUGUCUGUCUCUCUCUCUCUCUCUCUCUCACUGUCUAACUCUAUCUGUCAAAUAAAAAAAAAAAAAUCCAAGUGGCAGCAACUGGUGUCCCUGUCAACUGUGUUUUAUCUGCAUAUAGCAGAAUGAUUCUGCCCUUGGGAUUUUACUGUUAACCAAAAAGGAAGGUGCUUUCCAUGCCCAGAGUUCAGUUUUUUCAUCAUGAAGUAGUAGUCGUCCGAUUGGUCAGCCCCUUAAAUCUUCACAUGGUUCAGAUGUUCCGUGUAGUUGCACAUCUGGCAGAUACCCUAAAUGGCCAGGUUCUGGUUUACAAUUGUCAGUGUCUCUGGCAUUGCAGCCGGUGUUUUCCUUACGAUACUAGCCCACCUUCCAUCUUGGGGCACACUACGUGAUUGUGUUUGGUACUAUCAGGAUAAUGAUGACAGUAUGUAGUUCCCAGAGGCACAAAGAUUCCUGCUGUUGAGUUCCUUUUAUAUCUUAGUUUUCAAGUUUUUGUGAAUAUUUUUUCUCUAUAGACUUACCUUUGUGUGUAUGUGAGGAUUGAGGGGCAGAUUAUCUCCUGGAGUAGAAUUCCUGUGCUGUGAACCUCACCACCAGGAAAUAGUCCCAUGGUAGCCUUUAUGGAAAGAACUUGUUUCAUGGGUUCUCGUAAUUUCUUCAGCUGUUUUUGUUCUGCAUAUUAUAGCUGACUUUAAACAUGGCAGAACUGCUUCUACCUUUUUAGUAUGAAGUGUUGUUUAUGAUCUGCAUAUACAUUUAUAUAUGUACGUACACUCACAGAAGCACCAAGUUGGAGUCAUUUCAGCAGUGUUAAACGCUUCUGUUGUUUGAAUCUCAGGUGUCAGUAAAAAGUUCUUCAUUUGCUUGCCGACACUGUCCUGCCAUUGACAGACCAGCAGAGUAAUUUGGCUUUUAUUCUGCCAGAGUCCUAAUUUGGCAGUUGAGUUAGUAUUGCAUUCUUAAGCAGCUUGACAAGUAAGAAUCCUAAGUGGAGUUUACAACAGCCAAUAAAGCACUGCCGUGGACUCCCACUGAGUUACACGUGCCGUGGGUAUCUGGAAUGUGAUGGCCUAAAAUUCACUUUCCUCUUUAUUUGAUGAUACACCUAGGUGGUUUCCUCCUUACAACCUCUUCCCUCCAGUGUGGUAGUGUUGCCUAAUACUGGGAAGUACCACCUCAAGUUCUGUAUCUAAUGAUAGCCCUUAAGUGGUUCAGGCCACUUGCUCAAUGCAGAUGGGUUUUCCAAGGCCUGUGGCCAUCCCUGACCCACAGGGUGUCUAGCCUGAAUUUGGGCUAACUUCAGUGUCACUUGGUUUGUUGCCAUGGGAACAUAAUGGGCCCCCAAGGCCACCGUUGCUUAAGGUGCAAGGGCCUCUUAGAAGUAGACUGUCCCUCCAGAUGGGGAGGAAGAGGAGUUGUUAAUUCCACUAAGAAAACAGAUUUUUCUUCAAAAGAUUUUUUUUAAAAAUGGCAUUGUGCUACCCUCCUAAAAAAAGAAAAAAGAGCUCUUGGGUUUCUCCAGAAUUUACCGUGUGCUCUUUUAGGUGAGGGGAGAGGGAUUUACUUCCUGUUUGUAGUUAAAAAUCAUAAUUUAUUGAACAAUGAAAUCCAUAUAUGGUGACUUAAGAACAAAAGUGAGAUCUUAAAAUUACUUAACUAUGUAUUUUGCAUCUCACUGUUCUUUCUCCCUGUGUCUUUAAAGUUUUUGGCUAUUUUACAGUGUUAGUCACUAGGUAACUUGCCAUAUUCCUAGUUCUAUAUUAAGUUCUACCCUUUACAAUGCUGUAGCAUAAAGUUGGGUUUCAACAUUUGUAGAAAUAGAAGUCUUAAAGUCUCUGUUCUCCCGGUGAGAUUUUUCUUCUUCUCAGUAAGUCGCUAAGAAAAUGUCUCUGCCACUCUCAUUAAUAACAUUCUUGGGUUGUUCAAACUGGAAAAAAUUUGGUGAGAAAGAGUGAGGAUCCUUUUCUGGUGAGCGUACGUCCCUGCUUCCAGAAUGUCAUCUUCUGUCGGUUAUGUAACUGAUACACAGCAUACAUGGCUCAAUUUAAUGGGGAGGAAUGAUUAUUACAUGUAGCAAGAGGUAGCGUGCAUGAAUUACGACCUUUUAUUAAAAAAAUCCUGCCAAAAUGCAGAGCCCACAUACAUCAUUUCUGCAGCUGCUUAUGCUGCAGGCUUCAUUUUUGUUUCUGUGGUGCUGACUGGAAUGCAUACGCAUUGCGUCUUUUUAGGAGUGAUAGUGAACCUGAGAGACUGUUCAUUUUACACAAGCAGGUUAAGUCAAGAAAAACUAGAGGUAAAGAUGAAAGCGGUUCUUUAGUUGUUGAACCAGACCACAGCACUGCAGGCAAAAUUCAGAUGUUCAGAUCUGAGAAUAUUCUUUCCCAAGGGCAGAGCUGCUCACCGAGCGCGGAGCACAGUGGCGCAAUCCUGGUCCUUCGUAACCGGGGAGCUGUCUCCAGCUGGCAGCCCUCCUUCAGUAUAUGAAGCAAGAAUGUGGGGAAUAGCUGGCAUAGAAUGCUCUCACCUAAAAAAAGAAUGUGAAAAGACAUGCAAAACCGGAUUAUUCACUUAGCUCUGAGAACCUCAAGAAGAUAACAGUAAAAUGCCGAAUAACUGGACAAAGCCAGAAGAAGCCUUAAAAGGUUUAUCUUCGAGUGAUUUCUGCACACUGCUCACUAAAUGGCCAAGUUUCUACCAACUACUCUUAAAGUUAAUACCUUUAAAUUAGAGAUCUGUGUUAUAACUAGCUGCUGAACAGGCUUGGAGGAGGUAGCCGUUAGUAACCUAAGCGUGUCUUGGGGGCCAGUGCCCUUAAAGCUUACCUUACACUCUUUUGUUUGUUUUUAAAGGGUAGAACUGGGAGGGCUGAGCUCACAACAGCAGUGAGAGGUGCGACUGGGAUUCUUCAUUUUUUUCUUUUAAGAUUUUAUUUAUUUAAGAGGGAGAAUUACAGUGGAGAGAGAGAGAGAGCGCUUCCAUCCACUGGUUCACUCCCCAAAUGGCUGCCACAGCCAGAGCUGAGCCGAUCCAAAGCCAGGAACCAGUUUCUUCCGAGUUUCCCACAUGGGUGCAGGGGCCAAAGCAUUUGGGCCAUCUUCUACUGCUUUCCCAGGCCACAGCAGAGAGCAGGAUCGAGAGAAGCUGGGACUAGAACCAGCGCCUGUAUGGGAUGUCGGCGUGACAGGUGGAGGAUUAACCUGCUUCACAGCGCUGGCCCCUUGCCUUACACUUUUGAAAAAUGUUGUCUUUUCUUAGGUGAUACAAAGGAAGGAGCCAGUGGUGUUAGGCUGACUAGCUGCCCUGGUGCCGGGCCUGAGGGGGUUCCCUGCUUGCAGGAGUUUCAGUGCUAAACACAGGCCUGUCCCUGGCACCCCAAGUAGAGUUGAUCUCCUUAGAUGGACAUGGUCGUGGCCGCUGUUUAGCUGCCCUAUGGCUGUCUUGGCUUCCGUUAGUUUCUUGGAUCCAUGUCCUCCCAUCACUCAUUGCUGUGAGUUUAUGACCGAUCCUAGCUUAAGGCACCAGCACAGCAUUGAGAGUAAAGGGCACCAGCAGAAGUCACUGGUGCUCCACUACGAAGAGAAGAGGUAACGAGGUUAAGUUUUCCAGCACCUGGGUAUGCAUCCUGUCCCUACAGGGUUAAAUCUCACUUUUUUCACAGUUAAGGAAAACUGAGUGUGGUUGUAGAUUUCUUCUCUUGCAAGGGAAACUAUGACUUCUGAUGCUCUGGCCUCCACUGCAUUUUCCAGUCUGCCCUGCUCAAGAAGCCAGGAUGUGGUCUUCUGUUUGUUCUUGGUGAAUGUGAGUUGCAGGGAGUGAGCAGGCAGUGGCGAGUCCUGACGCAGAGGGAGCAGGGACUGUCAGAUCUGCAGCCUCCGUCCUCCUGAGGUGUGUCCCAGGCAGGACGGCAGGCGCGUGAGGCGAGCUCUUGGUCACGCGGCAGUAACGGGGCAGACGCUGUGCUGGCUGCAGACUCUGUCCUCGCCUCCCUCUGCUUGUCCUUCGUGGCCGCAUCUGCGCUGUAGUGGAGAGGGUAACUGUGCUCCUUGGAAGCCCUAAGCCGAUGCUUGUCCGCAGUAAGCUGUGCUUCCUUUGUAUCGUUGAGCGGGGAGCUGAGCCUUUAUGGCAGCUGGUGCUCAAGUGAAAAUUGUGAAAUACUGAUUUCCUUCCUCCACCCACACCAAAUAUUUUAGUCUAUUUAAAGUACCAAAAAAAAAAUUUUUUUUCAUUCUGCUUAAGAAAGCAUUGCUUCAGUGUCCUGUGACUCUGGUCAGUUUGGGUGUACUUUGUGUGCACAUGUGUGUGCUUUCUCCUUUUACUCUGUAUGCUCUCUACUUCUGUACUGUCACCAGUGAAAGGUGGCCAGUUUCCCCAGCAUUAAAGGAAGAGCCAUUGGAGUUGUUGA